This is a messenger RNA of Bactrocera tryoni, 2400 nucleotides long. Its product is annotated as calmodulin-lysine N-methyltransferase. NCBI's taxonomy places the organism in Eukaryota, Metazoa, Arthropoda, Insecta, Diptera, Tephritidae. The transcript is spliced from 2 exons. Gene Ontology annotation, cellular component: cytoplasm. The record is from RefSeq and is a predicted model, not a curated record. The coding region runs from base 719 to 1948 and encodes 409 amino acids. Gene Ontology annotation, molecular function: calmodulin-lysine N-methyltransferase activity.
GCAGCCAACAAACAGUUCGUUGUGGAAGUUGCGGCGCUGUGGAUGUGCGACCAGUAACGAAGAGGCACCUCGACGCGGCUCGGCCAUUUACUAUCUAAUCGUUGGUGCUCGUUGGCUCAUAAAAUUUGGCGUACGCGCGCGACACGGCGGCCAAGUGCUCGAAAGACACGGACAGGAAGAAAGAGUGACGACUGGUUUCUUCAGUUUAAACAAACAAUUAGUCGAAUACGUGAAUGGGUGUGGGUCCUAAGUGGGGAGAGUGCUGCUGAGUGAAAAAAUCGGCAUUUUUAAAAUAGAAAAUGAAUGUGACAUUUGGUUUACUGCUUAAAGUAUUCAAAUAAGGCAGUGAUGCACUUCACUCAAAACAAAAAAAAUCGAAAAUUGUAUGAAAAACAUUGAAAAGUGAUAUAAAUCUAAUAAAGUGUAAUACAUACAUACAAAUAUAUGCUUACAUAUGUAUAUAUAUAUUCUUAAAAUUAUAUAUUUAUAAAAAUUAUACUCUGACAAAAAGUUAUUAGUUAAUUAGUAAGUAAUUACUGCAAAAAGUGUUGGAGGCAACAAAGAGUCAGAUCCAAACUCUCGCCGACCCAGAAGUGUUCGCUGGUCAACAUUCAAAUCAAAAGUCAUAAUCAAAUCAUAUCAGAAACAAAACAAUCGUAGCCUAGACUAAAACGUCAACGAGUCAAACUCCAGCCGUAAUUUGAAAUAGAAAUAGAAAAUGUCGACUUCUGUACAAAAUUUCAACAAAUCGCCAAGUGUCAUUGACUCCACAGCGGUAAUGUCGGCCACCGCCGUCGCAGCCAGCUCCGCCAUCCAACAGCUCUCGUCGAUAUCGCUAAUGCUCGAGUACGACAUUGACAACACGCUGAACACCAUCAAAGAGAAUGGUGUACAUCUCAUACAACAACAAGAACGACAAGCGCCACAACAAGCACAUCAUCAGCAGAAGAAUGUGAGCCAGCCACCGAACCUUACAAAUGAAGCUUUAAAAGAUAUCAAACCUGUGCUGCCACCAACACCACCAGCCACGCCUAACUUGGCGAAUACAGCGCGCAAACGCUGGAAGAUUUUAGCGAAAGUAUUGCGCAAAGACUCCGAGGAGACGGUCUCGUCGUCGGGCGAGGAGUUCGGUGAGGAGCAAACGGCGUCGGUGCGUCGUUUCAAGUCAUUCGACCUGUUGCGCCAGGACAGCUUCGAAGAUCAUAUGACACUGAACUGCCUGGGCAAACCGGAGAACUGGUACAAGUACAGUGUGCUGCUCGAUGGGGAGGGUCAGCAGGAGUUCACCGUUAACAUACAUCACGUGGAGCGUCAGCUAACAGCCAGUGACCUAAUGGGCUUCAAUAACACCGGCAAUAUUUGUGUGUGGCCCUCAGAGGAGGCAUUAACCGCUUACGUUCUAUCCGACGCCGCUGCGUAUAGUGAUAAAUGGAUAUUGGAAUUGGGUGGCGGAUUCACAUGCUUAGCUGGGCUUAUGCUCUCCAAGUACGCUAAGCCUUAUGCGGUGCAUCUCACCGAUGGCAACGAUGUGUCGGUGGAGAAUGUAAAGAAGACAGUAUGCCUGAACGAGCUCGCCUGCUACACAAAGUGCUCGGUGCUCAAGUGGGAAGAUGUGAGUGCGCGUGCUACGGCGGAGGCUGGGAAAUUCGAUGUCAUCCUUUCCGCCGAUUGCCUGUUCUUCGAUGAAGCGCGCUCGUCGCUCGUGGAGACGAUUUGGUAUUAUAUGGCACCCAGAGGUGAGGCGAUAAUAAUGGCGCCAAGACGUGGCAAAACCAUGGCGAUGUUUGUUGGCGAGUGCACGCGUAGAGGCUUCGCAGUGGAGAUAACACAGCGCUAUAAUGAGACCAUAUGGAAGCGGCACGAGGAAUUGAUGAUGACGUCCGGCUUGUACGACGAGGACUUACACUAUCCUGUGCUUUUGCGUCUGCGUAAGCCCUACAUGGGAUAGAAGCGAAAAGAAGAAUGCGCUGCGAAAUAUGCAAGUCUUAGGUUUGAUUAUUAGCAAAACACGUGCAAUUGUAUACAAAAACCAAAAACAAUAACAAAAUAGUUCGUAGUCAUAUUGUAAGGAACCGAUUUUGUAUUAUUCCAAUAAUUCCAAGCACUAAUGACGAAAUUAUAAAUUAGAGAUUUGUAUUACGACAAAUAGUAUGUAAAUUUUUGUCGCGUCUUUAUGCGCGCAAACAAAAUGGUAAAUGCUUUAAAAGAUAUAGUACACAGGUUUUAUAGCUUUCCCAACUACACCAUAGGCAAAAGAGCGGUUGAGUGGCGGUGCCUCGAAACCGGUGUUAAGGGAGUAAGGGGUCUGCCUUGACUGGAUAUUGUUUAAAAGUGGAAGUGUGUAAACAGUGUUGCCAUAUUAUUAAUUAAACUCAUAUCUCACCGAAUUUUUCCAACUAA